UCCAGUAUUCAUUCACCUUAAAAAAAAAACAACAACAGAAAACAUCACACAACAAAAAUCAUUACACCAAAACUUCAGCAAAAAUUCUCCAGCGCCCUCCUUCAUACACCAUACAUCAACACACACCUACGCACACACACACACACACACACACACACGCUCGCGCUAUUUUAAUGUACGGCAAUGACGCACCUGCAACCCCAACGUCGCUUCUACUCCCCAAUGCGGCGAUUUAAAGGAGGCGGUGGUGGUGAUGGUGCUGGCAGCUUAAGCGCAGCAAGUGUCAGUAGAUAUGCACAAGCAGAUGCUCGCAACAGCAAUAGCAAUAGCAAAAACAACAACAACUCCAGCAACAGCAAUAACAGCGAAAGUGCAAUUGCCAUUGACGCCGCCUUUGCUUCUGCCUCUAUCGGCGGUGGUGGUGGUGAUUGUGGUGUAGAAACAGUGUUUAACACUAACGCUUGCACGGCAGCUGUUGCGCUCGAUUGUUGCAGCAGUAAUGGUGGUGAUGGUGUUGUAAGUGCGGCACAUUGCCACACUCCAUCGUCCUCCCGCACAGCAAGCCACCCGACAGCAAUGUACACACGCGCCGCCGCCAGUAUUCUUCACCCCAACAGCCACAGCGUUCUCCACCACCUUCCACCAAUCAUUCUUCGUCGUGAACGUCGCCUUUGUUGGCUCUUUUGUGUAAAUUCUCACUUUCUCCUCCUCAUCCUCCUACUGUUGCUUGCUGCCUGCGGUGAUUUCCUUCAGGUUGCCGCCGAACCAUAUGGCGGCUCUUCGGUGGGCAUACAUAUACCCGGCGGCAGUUUGGGCGUGAUCAGUGAAUCACGUUGUCCGCGUGUGUGUUCGUGUAAUGGCCUGACGGUAGACUGUUCGCAUCGUGGUUUAACACAAGUGCCGAGGAAGAUAUCAGCGGAUGUGGAGAGACUCGAUUUGCAAGGCAAUAACAUAACUGUCAUUUUUGAAGCUGACUUUCAACGCUUAACGAAACUACGAAUACUCCAACUAACGGAUAAUCAAAUACACACAAUUGAAAAGGGCGCAUUCCAGGAUCUGGUGUCACUGGAGCGAUUGCGCCUUAACAACAAUCUGCUAAAGGCGAUACCUGAAAAUCUAGUGUCAAGUUCAGCGAGUCUUUUGCGAUUGGAUAUCUCGCACAAUAUCAUUACAACAGUGGGACGACGUGUCUUCAAGGGCGCGCAAUCUUUGCGCUCUCUACAGUUGGACAACAAUCAGAUCACCUGUAUGGAUGAGCAUGCGUUUAAGGGUCUUAUUGACUUGGAAAUUCUCACUCUCAACAACAACAACUUAACUUCGCUGCCGCAUAACGCUUUUAGUGGUCUGAAUCGCUUACGUGCUCUACGUCUGUCUGAUAAUCCCUUUUCUUGUGACUGUCAUUUGUCGUGGCUUUCGCGUUUCUUGCGUAGCGCUCCCAGACUUGCGCCAUAUACGCGCUGUCAGUCGCCUUCUCAGCUAAAGGGUCAAAAUGUGGCGGAUCUGCAUGAUCAGGAAUUCAAGUGUUCAGGUCUCACCGAAAAUGCGCCAAUGGAAUGUGGCAUGGAGAAUAGCUGUCCACAUCCGUGUCGUUGUGCUGAUGGCAUCGUUGAUUGUCGCGAGAAGAGUCUCACAAGUGUACCUGUGUCACUGCCAGAUGAUACAACCGAGCUCCGCUUGGAACAGAAUUUCAUUACUGAAUUGCCACCAAAAGCAUUUGCGAAUUUCCGUCGCCUACGUCGCAUUGACCUAUCGAACAAUAACAUUUCGCGUAUUGCCCACGACGCUUUGGCUGGCCUAAAAGCGCUCACCACACUCGUACUCUAUGGCAAUAAAAUAAAGGAUUUGCCCUCAGGCGUAUUUAAAGGACUUACAUCGCUGCAACUACUCCUGUUGAAUGCCAAUGAAAUCUCUUGCAUACGCAAGGACGCUUUUCGCGAUUUGCACAGUCUCAGCCUGCUUUCGCUCUACGAUAACAACAUUCAAUCGCUGGCUAAUGGCACCUUCGAUGCAAUGAAGAGCAUACAAACACUGCAUCUGGCAAAGAAUCCCUUCAUUUGUGACUGCAAUCUUCGCUGGUUGGCUGAUUACUUGCACAAAAACCCCAUCGAGACAAGUGGCGCACGCUGCGAAGCCCCAAAGCGAAUGCAUCGACGGCGCAUUGAGUCGUUGCGUGAGGAGAAAUUCAAAUGCUCAUGGGACGAUAUGCGUAUUAAAUUGUCGAGCGAAUGUCGCGCAGAUGUCGAUUGCCCGGCAAUGUGUCAGUGCGAUGGUACUUCAAUUGAUUGCUCAGGUCGUGGCCUUAAAGAAAUUCCACGCGAUAUACCGCUACAUACCACUGAACUACUCUUAAGCGACAAUGAGCUGGGGCGCAUCAAAUCCGAUGGUCUCUUUGGUCGUCUGCCACAUCUGGUUAAACUCGAUUUGCGACGCAAUCAUAUAACCGGCAUUGAACCGAAUGCCUUUGAGGGUGCAAAUCGUAUACAAGAAUUGGUUAUGGCUGAAAAUAAAAUUCGAGAGAUUUCGAAUAAAAUGUUUUUGGGUUUACAUCAACUGAAAACACUGAAUCUUUAUAACAAUCAAAUUUCUUGUGUGAUGCCUGGUUCAUUUGAAUUCCUGUCAUCGCUCACCUCGCUAAACUUGGCUGCCAAUCCAUUCAAUUGCAACUGUCAUUUGGCCUGGUUUUCCGAGUGGCUACGAAAGAAGGGUCUGAUCGGCGGUGCGGCACGUUGUGCUGCCCCCUCAAAAGUACGUGAUAUGCAAAUUAAGGAUCUGCCACAUAACGAGUUCAAAUGCACAUCCGACAACAAUGAAGGCUGUUUGGGCGAUGGCUAUUGUCCGCCCGCCUGCACUUGCACCGGCACCGUAGUACGUUGUUCGCGCAAUCAAUUAAAAGAGAUACCACGUGGCAUACCGGCGGAAACAUCCGAGUUAUAUCUGGAAUCGAAUGAAAUAACAAUGAUACAUUUAGAUCGGAUACGACAUUUGAAAUCCUUGACGAGAUUAGAUUUGAGCAACAAUCAAAUCACGUUCCUCUCUAAUUACACCUUCGCCAACCUGACGAAUCUGUCGACGCUCAUCAUUUCGUAUAACAACUUGCAAUGUCUGCAACGCUACGCCUUAGCCGGUCUGCAAAAUUUGCGUGUACUCUCGUUGCAUGGUAAUCGUAUAUCAAUGCUGCCGGAAGGUUCAUUCGAAGACAUGAAAUCGCUAACACACAUUGCGCUUGGCAGCAAUCCACUCUACUGCGAUUGCUCGCUCAAAUGGUUCUCAGACUGGAUCAAAUUGGACUAUGUGGAGCCGGGUAUAGCACGUUGCGCCGAACCCGAUUACAUGAAGGACAAACUGAUACUCUCGACGCCCUCACACAAUUUUAUGUGCAAAGGCAAAGUUAGCAAUGAGAUAAUGGCCAAAUGUGACGCCUGCUAUACGCAUCCAUGCGAGAACAAGGCACAAUGCAUACCACUGCCACAGCGCGACUACCAAUGCCUCUGCCAGCCGGGCUAUCACGGUAAACAUUGUGAAUUCAUGAUCGACGCCUGCUAUGGCAAUCCAUGCCGCAACAAUGCCACCUGCACUGUGCUGGAAGAGGGACGUUUCAGCUGUCAAUGUGCGCCUGGCUAUACUGGUGCGCGUUGUGAAACGAACAUUGACGAUUGCCUGGGUGAGACCAAGUGUCAGAAUAAUGCAACCUGUGUGGAUGGUGUGGAAUCGUAUACGUGUGAAUGUCAACCGGGUUUUACUGGCCAAUACUGCGACACAAAGAUCAAUUUUUGCAGUGACGAAUUCAAUCCAUGCGCGAAUGGCGCCAAGUGUCACGACCACUUUACGCACUACACCUGCGAGUGCAUGGCCGGUUUCCAUGGCAUCAAUUGCACACAAAACAUCGACGAUUGCCAGAAUCAUAUUUGCCAAAAUGGCGGCACCUGCAUAGAUGGCAUCAACGAUUAUGUGUGCAAGUGUCCGGAUGAUUUCACGGGCAAAUACUGUGAGGGUCACAAUAUGGUCUCGAUGAUGUAUCCGCAGACAUCACCUUGCCAGAAUCACGAAUGCAAACAUGGCGUUUGCUUCCAGCCGAACCCCUCGGGCUCCGAUUACUUGUGCAAAUGUCAUCCUGGUUACACCGGCAAGUGGUGCGAAUACUUGACGAGCAUUAGCUUUGUGCAUAACAAUUCCUUUGUGGAAAUGGAGCCUUUGCGCACCAAGCCAGAUGCGAAUGUAACGAUCGUCUUUAGCAGUUCAGAGCAAAAUGGCAUACUGAUGUAUGAUGGACAGGAUGCGCACAUAGCUGUUGAAUUGUUCAAUGGACGCAUACGCGUAAGCUAUGAUGUGGGCAAUUAUCCAGUCUCCACAAUGUAUAGCUUCGAAAUGGUGGCCGAUGGUAAAUAUCAUUGCGUGGAGUUGUUGGCUAUUAAGAAAAAUUUCACAUUGCGCGUCGAUCGCGGACUGGCAAGAUCGAUUAUAAAUGAAGGCUCCAAUGAUUUUCUCAAAUUGACUACACCAAUGUUUUUGGGCGGCUUGCCACCAGAACCGGGACAGCAGGCGUAUAAGAAUUGGCAAAUUCGAAAUUUGACCAGCUUUAAGGGCUGCAUGAAGGAGGUGUGGAUAAAUCGCAAGCUGGUUGACUUUGAAAAUGCAGCAAGGCAGCAAAAGAUUACACCCGGCUGUGCAUUGCUUGAAGGUGAAGCGGCGGAGGAUGACGAACAGGACUUUAUGGACGAAACACCGCACAUCAAAGAGGUGGAUCCUUGCGAAAAUCACAAGUGUCGCCGCGGCAGCCGCUGUGUGCCUAAUUCCACAUACCGCGACGGCUAUCAAUGCAAGUGCAAGCAGGGUCAGAAGGGCCGCUACUGCGAACAAGGUGAGGGCACAACUGAGCCCGCAUCAAUAACUGUAACCUCCACUUGUCGAAAGGAACAGGUACGCGAAUAUUAUACCGAAAACGAUUGUCGAUCGCGUCAGCCACUCAAAUAUGCGAAAUGUGUGGGCGGUUGCGGAAAUCAGUGCUGUGCCGCGAAAAUUGUACGGAGACGAAAGGUUCGCAUGGUGUGCAGCAAUAAUCGCAAAUAUAUCAAAAAUUUAGAUAUCGUGCGUAAAUGUGGAUGUACAAAGAAAUGCUACUGACUGGAAGAUGCGACUACCCAA
Messenger RNA from Rhagoletis zephyria (snowberry fruit fly), 5142 nucleotides. RefSeq names its product protein slit. The record is from RefSeq and is a predicted model, not a curated record. Lineage: Eukaryota; Metazoa; Arthropoda; Insecta; Diptera; Tephritidae. Gene Ontology annotation, cellular component: plasma membrane. Gene Ontology annotation, molecular function: calcium ion binding; protein binding.